AUGGCACAAUUAAAGAGGGCACACACGAUAGUGACCAUCGACGAUCCACAACUUUGUGGAAAACGAUUUUUGUUGCCUCUGGUUGACCAGAAUAACAACCUUAAUAAAAAAAUUUUCAGGCAGGAAUCAGAGAAAGAACAACAGUUUUCUGAAACCUUCGUUUGGGACUGGCCAUUCUGCGAAGACCGGGUAGCUCGGGGAUUUUUGUCAUCAGAAAAAUUUUUUGUUUGUCUUCCCUUCAGCUACGGCGGCACAGGAGAAUCCAGGGGAACGACAAAGAAGUUUGAAAAGAUCUCAGAUUCUGACUUUAGCUGGACUGUUGGACUUUGCAGUACCUCUGAAGGCGAUAGCACGUGUUUUUGGAGAAUUGAAAUCGAAAUCAUUAGAAAUCUAAACAUGCUCGUUCUCAAUGCUUCGCGAGAUAUUUCGCGAUCUGACGAAGCAGGAAGACGACUGAAAAGAGUUAGGAAGGUAUAUCGUCUGCCCUACCGCUACGAUGUAUCAACAUUAACAACAGUCAGCUACGACUGGGCAAUCACCAUUGAAGCCUACCGAAGAGUAGACGCUCGAACCAGAAAACUGAUCCCAAUGAGAAGAGCUGAUACCGUCACUUGA
This is a messenger RNA of Enterobius vermicularis (human pinworm), 615 nucleotides long. The record is from the annotation of a GenBank genome assembly. NCBI's taxonomy places the organism in Eukaryota, Metazoa, Nematoda, Chromadorea, Rhabditida, Oxyuridae.